Fusarium coffeatum is the source of this 1824-nucleotide messenger RNA. RefSeq lists its product as uncharacterized. Bases 1 to 1824 code for a protein of 607 amino acids. Gene Ontology annotation, molecular function: oxidoreductase activity, acting on CH-OH group of donors; flavin adenine dinucleotide binding. The transcript is spliced from 9 exons. The record is from RefSeq and is a predicted model, not a curated record. Lineage: Eukaryota; Fungi; Ascomycota; Sordariomycetes; Hypocreales; Nectriaceae. Gene Ontology annotation, biological process: secondary metabolite biosynthetic process.
AUGCUUGGCUCUACACUCGCUCUAGCCAUUGGCUUCUUUUGUGUCCAAAACACAUUCGCUCGUCCAAUUAAGGGAAUCGAGAGAGCAACGAUUGAAGAUGAGUAUGAUUUCAUCAUCGCUGGAGGCGGAACCGCAGGUCUUGUAGUGGCCAACAGACUUACCGAGUCUGGCAAAUUUCGCGUCCUUGUCCUUGAAGCCGGCCCAGAUCCCAAUGUCGUUGCAGCUUACAAGCCAUUGGGUGGAUCGCCAAUUGAUUGGAGAUUCGAUACAGCGCCACAAAAAGGCCUUGAUGGAAGGAUUCUCACCUACCACCGCGGAAAGGGUCUUGGUGGAAGUAGCAUGAUAAAUGGCUUCUACUAUGGUCGCGGUACAUCUACAGUCUACGAUCUUUGGGAAGCGAGAGGAAACCCUGGGUGGUCAUGGGACGAUGUUUACCCUCUAUUCAUCAAGGGCACCCAUUUUAACCCACAAAAUGAAUCGAAGGGUUUUGACGACACUUACAAAACCUACAACAGCUCAGCCUAUAGCGACGGACCUCUCGAAAUUGCUCAUCAAGGUUACGUCCCAGAAACAAGUAUCGCCUUUAUGAAUGCCUGUGAAGCCGCAAACAUUCCCAUCGUUGAAGACUACAACACCGGAAACAGCACAGGCGUGAAACAAGGGACAGCCACGCUUGACAAGAACCUUCUUCGCAGCUCUAGUUACGAUGGAUAUCUGAAGCAAGCUCUUGAUAGGAAGAACCUUGAUGUUCUUUACUAUGCGCCUGUGCAGCAGCUUCUGUCGAACACUGAAGGCGACAAACCAAAGGUUACAGGGGUGAGAUUUAUGGAUCACCCUACAGGGAGGACGCAUCAAGUUCACGCUUCGAAAGAAGUUAUUGUUGCCAUGGGUGCUUUUCAAUCACCACAGCUUUUGAUGGUUUCGGGAUUUGGUCCUUCUUCUGAGUUGGAGAAAUUCGCCAUUGAACCCGUGCUGAUUAACGAGAACAUUGGUCGAAACUUGAAUGAUCACAGCGUCUUUAGUAUCAUGGCAAGAGUAGAAGACGACAUCCAGUUCUCAUCCUCUCAAUUGUCAGCGGACUAUAGCUUACUAGAAGCAGCUCAAGAAGAGUUCUACAACAAUGGAACCGGUCCAUACACAGCCCCGACGGGUAUCACUAACGGCUUCCAAAGACUUUCCGAACAGGAACUGUUCGAGAUCGGUGCAGGCGCAGUGGUAGAAGCUGGUCUUGCCGACCAAUCUCAUAUCGAGUAUCUUUUCGAGUCGACAUGGUAUCCUGCUGGACCGACGCCAUACUACAAGCAACUUCCCAAUGAGUCAUACAUCUCUUUGACGGCGAGUAGUAUGGUCGCUCUAUCGCGAGGUAACAUCACGCUGAAGGGUACUUCGAUGAUGAUGGCUCCCGAGAUUAACCCUAAUUACUAUACCAAUGAUGCAGAUCGUGCAAUCGCAAUUCGAAGUUUCCACUAUCUUCGCAAGAUUUUAGCUCAUCCCGCUCUGUCGCGAUAUACCUACGGCGCCAACAACGGCGAAGUCAGCCCUGGUGCAGCAGUAGAUGACGAUGACGAAGACGCGAUUUUUGACUAUGUAAAGGCCAAUACUAUUCCGAAUUGGCACGCUUCUGGCACGAAUCAGAUGCUUCCCGAGGCUGAUGGAGGUGUCGUGGAUCCACGCCUCAAGGUAUAUGGCGUCGAUGGUCUGCGAAUCGUUGACUGUAGUAUUAUUCCUGUUUUGCCGGAUGUCAAUAUUGUUGGCCCUGUUUUCAUGAUCGGUGAGAAGGGUGCGGAGUUGAUUCGUCAGGAUUGGGAUGACUCGGGGAUUUAG